AUGUCGACGGUAGCAGUUCGGACAAAUCCGCAUUUAUUUGCCCGGCGCAAAUCCCGCUUUGGCUGCCGCAACUGCAAGCUCCGCAAGGUCAAGUGUGAUGAGACGCGGCCACACUGCACGAAAUGCAGCAAGUACGGUGUCCUGUGCAAUUUCACUCUUACGGUUCCAGAUCUGCAGCCCAUAUCCGAGAAGAGAAGCGGCCCAAGCAAGCACCAGCUGGCUGAGAUUGUAGGGGACGCAGGAGAGGCAGCAACUGCAGACAAGCCGAGUACCACGUCCAACAACACGGAACACGCACUGCAACUUCGCCGACGACCGCCCCCGACCAUCCGAAGUGCGCCCAGCAAUGGCAUCUGGGCCAACGAUGGCCACACGCAGUACAUGCUCGACACACAGGACUGUAUUCUCUUUACCAAGUUCCGUAACCGGACUCUCUACUCGCUCGGCGGACAAGCCAUGGUAGACAUCUACGAGAACUACAUGCUCGAAAAAUGCUUUACACACCCAUUCCUCAUGCACGGCACGCUCGCCGUUGCCGCCGUGCACGACCGCUAUCUCUUGGACGAGCCGAGCAGCACGUCCGUCGCUCCGUACUGGCCAAGCAGGUCAAGCACACGGGCUGGUCGUGAGCUCUUCCACGUCGCCCGCUGCACGUCGCUCUUCAACGACUGGCUCAGCCAGCCCAUGACCGAGGACCGCAAGGACCCGAUCUGGUCGGGCGCCGGUAUGCUGUCCAUCCUCACGUUUGCAUCCUCGACAGCCAGGAGACCUGAAGAUGCGUGGCCGCUGGGCCCGCCGGAGCCGUCCUCCGACCUCGAGUGGCUGCGGUUGGGCGCCGGCAAGAUGACGCUGUGGCAUAUGCUCAAUCCGAUGCGCGAGGGCAGUGUGUUCCGGCCCAUGUUUCAGGUGCUCGGCGACCUGCACGGGAAAUCGGCGCCAAUGCCGCGCAUGGGCAACGAGGGCUUGCUGCCGGACCUGGCCCGGAUCUGUGGCAUCGACGAGUACUCGACACGCGAAACCAACCCAUACUUUGUCGUGGCCCAUUCGUUAUCACGACUCCUGUCACUCUCCUACGACAACGCCUCUCUCGGCAAAGUCCUCAUGGUGGCCAGCAAGAUGCACGACGCUUUCGAAGUCUUGCUGCACCAGCGCGAUCCAGUCGCUCUCCUGCUUCUCUGCCUCUGGUAUGGCAAAGCUGCGCAGUGCAAAUGGUGGAUUGCCUUUCGGACGCGAUACGAAAUCCCCGCCAUCUGCCAGUAUCUCAACGUGUGGCAUGCUGACAAGGUGGCCAUUCACAAGUUAUUGCGACAGUUUGGAAUACCAGAGCGAGAUUAUGUGCAAUUAUGUGCAAUAUAA
This is a messenger RNA of Sporothrix brasiliensis 5110, 1356 nucleotides long. RefSeq lists its product as uncharacterized. NCBI's taxonomy places the organism in Eukaryota, Fungi, Ascomycota, Sordariomycetes, Ophiostomatales, Ophiostomataceae. The coding region runs from base 1 to 1356 and encodes 451 amino acids. The transcript has 2 exons. Gene Ontology annotation, molecular function: zinc ion binding; DNA-binding transcription activator activity, RNA polymerase II-specific. The record is from RefSeq and is a predicted model, not a curated record. Gene Ontology annotation, biological process: regulation of transcription by RNA polymerase II.